This is a messenger RNA of Delphinapterus leucas (beluga whale), 2054 nucleotides long. RefSeq names its product DSN1 component of MIS12 kinetochore complex (gene DSN1). NCBI's taxonomy places the organism in Eukaryota, Metazoa, Chordata, Mammalia, Artiodactyla, Monodontidae. Gene Ontology annotation, cellular component: MIS12/MIND type complex. Gene Ontology annotation, biological process: chromosome segregation; cell division. The record is from RefSeq and is a predicted model, not a curated record.
GCCAAGCGGGCCCAGACCAGGAAGAAGCAGACGCUUUGGCGCAGGGCGUGCGGAGGUCUCUGGGGCCGCGGAGAGUGGCCUGCGGCCUUGUUUUUCGGGGGCGGAGGCUUUGGGCUGGACGGGCGUCGCUCUGAGGUUAGGAAGUCGCAGAGCUCUCCCUGUACGCGGCCCCGCUUACCCGCGCACCAUCCUCUUUCGGGCCGGACGCCUCGGCCCAGCCCAGACCCAACCCGUCGUCACCCCCGACAGCGGGGACUAGCGGGGCGCUGCAGCCACCUCCGGGGUUCUCCACCCAGGAUGACUUCUAGAUCAGAGAUUGUAGAAGUGCUAGAAGAGGAACCAGUGGCAUCUAAGACUCAUGAUCAUCAAUUGGAAUCAGAUCCCAACCCUGCGGAAGCGUGUGGUAAUUCGUCCACCUCCCUGGAGAUGACUGAAGGCGUUUCAAAGAAACAGAUUCACCUUGGCUCUAGCCCUAAAAAGGGGGAAAGUUGUGAUCUCAGCCACCAGGAAGGACUUCAAUCCAGGUCCCUUUAUUUGUCCCCCAAAGAACAGUGUGCCCGUCAUCAAGACAGGAGGCAAUCCUGGCGGCGAGCAAGUAUGAAAGAAACGAACCGGCGGAAGUCACUGCCUCCCUUUCAUCAGGGCAUCACAGAGCUCUGCAGAUCCAUCAGUGUCAACAUAGCAGAAAGUAAACGGCUGGGCUGUCUCCUGCUUUCCAGUUUCCAGUUCUCUGUUCAGAAACUUGAACCUUUCCUAAGGGGCACUGAGGGCUUCAGUCUUGAAAAUUUUAGAGCCAAAGCAUCUUCUCUUUCUGAAGAAUUGAAACAUUUUGCAGACAGACUGGAAAGUGAUGGAACUCUACAAAAAUGUUUUGAAGAUUCAGAAGGAAGAGCACCAGAUUUGUCUCUGGAAACAUCAGUGGCUGAGAUGAAGGAAUAUAUAACAAAGUUUUCUUUAGAACGUCAGAGUUGGGAUCAGCUCUUGCUGCGCUACCAGGAGGAGGCUGAAGAGAUCAUAUCCAGAGGAUCAACUGAAACCAAAAAUACUGAAGUUGAAGUGGAACCUACAGCAUAUCUUGGGUCUUCACAGAGUGAAGUCCUUAAUACAAAGCCUGACUACCAGAAAAUAUUACAGAACCAGAAUAAAGUCUUUGAUUGUAUGGAGUUGGUGAUGGACGAACUGCAAGGAUCCAUGAAGCAGCUGCACGCCUUUAUGGAGGAAAGUACCCAGUGCCUCCAGAAGGUGUCAGUACAGCUCGGGAAGAGAAGCACGCAACAAUUAGAUCCUUCACCAGCUCGAAAACUGCUCAAGCUUCAGCUACGGAAGCAACCUAGCACACGUUGCUCUAAAUCUUGUCAGUGACCUUAUGCAGCUUUUCUGCCACAGGAUGCUCCAGAGGAGAGAAACAGGAAGAGUGCCCCAGUGCACGGCAACUGCACAACGGGCUAAGCUGUAACAUCUGCCCUGUUGCCUUUGAAGAUAACUGGCUGACUAUAAAUAAAGCACUUCGAUUUUUUUCUUAAAGUGAUGGAAUUUAUGCAUCUGAAAGAAUGUCAUAUAGAAACAUUUUCCAAGAAUGUGCAAAAUGCUUGAGACUUCUGCUUUGGAAUGACCUUCAGAAUUAGUGGCCCAUUCUUUUAAACGUCCAUUGUGAUCAGAAACCUUCCUCUUGUGAAGAUGUUUUUCAGGUUUUGAAACAACACGAAGUCAUUCAGGGCCGAAUCCAACAAACAUUUUAGGGGUCGUUCUGGUUGUAAAGGGAAUGAGACUGAUGCCCAGUGUGGCUUCGAAGGUGAUCUUAGGUAGAGGAGUUGUGAGCAUUGUUAGCAUCGUGUGGAUACAUAAAUCACAUCACAACAUGUCCAGCUUGAAGGAGGUUCCACUCAUUCUCUAUAUCCUGAUGUCUGUAGUGUGCUUUAGCUUUUAAUAUUGAGUCGACAUCCUAAAUCCUGGAUUCAUGGCAAGAAGGGGUUAAGUACCUCUUUUCAUCGUUCUCCAUAUUUGUUAAUAAUCUGCAGUAUAAGAUUGUGCAUACUUAAAAGCUUUCCCUUGUC